CUAAGUUAAGGUGGCACUUCCCCUCCUUUAGAAGACAAUAUUUCCUAGGUACGUUCCUCUAUCAAAUCAUCAACAACCAUCGUCCUUCUUACGCCUACAACCUUCUCCAAUUCAAGUCCUCAGUCCAUUUCCUUUCAACAAGAUCUCGACCUUCUGACCUCUACAUCCCUUCUCACAGAUCUGCCUCAUUUCAAAAUUCCUUUAUAGCUCGCGCUGUCAAUUUCUGGAAUAUUUCUAAUUAUCAAAUUUCGGCAUUCCCCCUCCAUAUCCACAUUCAAAUCCCUCCUAUUCCAAUUCCUAUCCCAAAAACAGUCAGAUACUUGUUAAACUUUUGAUAUUAUACAUUUCUAGUCAUCAUCAAACGAUAGUACUAUUCUAUACUGUGAACUGCACUUGGGAUAUUACAAUAUCUUCCUGCUCUUAAUGCCACUGACCGCAUCUAUUGUUUGUUUGUUUUUUUUUUAUUAUUUUUUAUUCGUAUAUCAUUAAAUCUGUACCUAUAGCUAGCAUUUGACAAUGAUGAGUCUACAUAUUAUUCAUUAUUUAAAUACACUGAUAUUUUAUAUUGUCAGCUUUUCUUUGUUAUCAGAAACACGCUUCAUUUUAAAGAAGAACUCAAUGUAUUUUUUAUUAUUUUAUUUUUCAAAAGAGUAUAAUUAUAAUUUUUCCUACUGCACAUAGUCUUAAGUGUUUUGUUAUAGUUUUAAGUAUUUUGUAUAUAGAUUUUUUUUUGUGUUUUGUAAAUAGCUUGUUUAACUAAUAUUUUCUUUACUUUCUCUUUUUUAUUAUUGUUUUAUUUUGGCCAGAUGUAGUAUUUUAAUUAUGUUCUAUUUUGUUAUUCUAAAGGGACUUUGUCCCAGAAUAAAGUUAUUUUAUAUUUCUAUUUCUAAAACAUAUGUUUAAAAAAUGAUUGUAACAUGAACAUGUGUUUAAUAAAUUACGGUAACCAUGGAACGGAGUAAGGGUUGUCAUUUCACGUAUUAUUUUUCACUAAAUGCGACAUGAUAAGCCUUUUUUUUUUUUUGCUAUUUUUCAAAUCCGAUCACGAGACUUUUAUUCCAAACCUAAAGAUUAUUUAAUUUUUUAAUUAGAAAAAUUUACCCGAACACUCAUGUUUAACCAUGCUAUGUAAAUAUUUGAGUCUGUCAUUUGCCGAGAUAAGGGGAUGUUAAUAUUGAAGGGCUCUUCCAGACAUGGUUGGAAGGAAGGGAGCAGUUAUUAAGCAGGCCCUUGCAAGACUACAACCUGGAACGGUCAAAGUCGAGUAUAGGCGAGGGCUGCCGCAAGUGCUGAUUCCGCUACCCACCUCCAGGCAGCGAUGCCUCUUCACCCUCAAGCCCGUGGGGAACACCGUUGGGGACCUCAUCGACAUGAUCAAGUCGGAAGACAAAGCGAUCAGUUCCGUGGAUAUCACAACAACCGAUAACAUUCGAAUAGCGUCUUCCAACACGAUAGCCAAUUUGGUGGAAGAAGAUUUUAAAUUGACGAUAAAUGGAAAGGAAUAUUUUGUAAAGGCUCCACAAAAAUUUGAGGGAGCAAGUUCGGACAGGAUGUGUGAAAUACGAUCUUUAGUUCAACAGCUUUACACUUCUCUGAACGCUAGUGAGCACACUGCAAAGUUGGAAAUGGAAUUUGAAAUGGAGUUAGAAAAUCUCAAAAAACAGUUAGAACCAUUGGAGAAGAAAAAACUGGAACUAGACAGAGUUGCUGGUCGGAAUGCAACUAUUUUGACUUGGUUUGGUCUUGGAUUGAUGUCCAUGCAGUUUGGCAUCCUGGCUCGGCUGACCUGGUGGGAGUACUCUUGGGACAUCAUGGAACCUGUUACGUACUUUGUCACUUAUGGUACUGGAAUGGCAGCUUAUGCAUACUUUGUUCUCACCAGACAGGAAUAUUUAUUACCUGAUGUGAGAGAUAGGCAACAUCUUCUGAGUGUCUACAAAAGAGCAUCAAAGAUGGGUCUGGAUUUGGAUGAGUACAACAGGUUGAAGUUAUCUGUAGCCCAGUUAGAAAACAACUUGACUCGAAUUCGAGACCCACUUUCUAAGGUUCAAGUCCCUCAAGUUCCAGUGCAGUUCCGAGAUACUAGGCAGCCUCCAGAGGUUUCUACAACAACUUCCUUCCCUACCAGGUUAAAGGCUAGCGUAUUCAGCUUCUUUAACUCUUCUUCUGGAAAGGGAAAGUAAUAGAUAAUAUUAUUAUUUUGAACAUAAAUGCAUCAUGCAUUGCCCAUUUACCUUGUUGGAGGCUCAAAAAAUUUAUUUUUCUUAAGAUCAGGGUUAUUCUGGAAAAAAAAAUGAUGGAAAAGAGAAAGAAUAAUGUACUUAUAACAGUUGAGAAGUUACUUGUGAUCUUUAAUUAUGGAUCAGUUAACUCAUAUUUUUUUUUAUCUCAAGUAAAAUAUCACACUAUUUAAAUACAAACAUAUUUCGUUAUAUAAUAUUUAAUUAUUUGUUCAAAAAAUCAAUUUUCCUUUUACUAAUCAUGUUUAUCUUGUUAAUACAAAAGCUGAUGAACAUGGCGGUGAAUAUAAUACCGUUAUAUCUUCUAUUUCUUAAUACUAAGUUUACCUAUCCUUAUAAAGUAUUAAAAUGUAUGCUUAGUUAUUAUGUAAAGUACAAGUUGAUUUUAACUAUAUCUUCUUACAUAAUUAUUAUUAAAUGGAAGCAAUUUUCUCCUCACUAUCCAUAGACUCUUAUUUCCUUUUUAUAAUUACAUUAAUUUUUUUUUUUAAGGUAUCAUUAUCCUCAGUAAGGUAUUCUCAAAAAGUUAUUAUUACCCUCAACUGAUGCCAAAUGUUUUAUAAUGCUAUUAAAUGUUUUUAAAAGAUAUUUCUGACUUUUAAAUAUUUCGCUUGGUAAUAUUUUGCAUGUGUGAUGGCAAAAAGUGAUAAACAAAGUAUAGAUAUUAUAGUUGCAUUAAAUUGUAUAUUAUAUACAGGUAGAAAAAUAUAUGGCUCAUGUUAAUAUAUAAACUGUUAAAUAUAAAUAUAUAAGUACUUAUAUGUAUUAUAAAUAUACAUAAAUGUAUACAUACAACUGCCACAAGAGAGACAUGUAGUGAAAAGAACCAGUGCUUAUAAUGUUUUUAUAUUUGAAACACUGAUAUCCAAAAUGCCUUCUUCUAUUAGAAGUGUGUAUAUUGUAAAUAAUAAAUAUAAUAGCUAUGAAAAUGUAUUCUAUAAAUUUAAUCAAUCCAUUAAAUAUAUGUAAUAGCUACUUUUUUGUAAUAUAAUUGUAAAAUUAAACUAACAGCUAUUAAAAAGGAUGUAACAAAGAUGUUUUUUGAACUGUAUUUAAAAAAAAAAAAGAGCUUCCAGCAAAAGUUAUAUAUUUGCAUUGAGCACUUGUCACAAAUCACCAUGCGAUUACAACAGUACAAAGAAGUGAUAAUAAAAGCUGAAGCAUAGAGUAAAUAAACUUAUAAGAAAACAUGAGUGGUAAACAUCUAAACCUAAUGCUCAAAAUAUUGUUAAAGUUAAAUCAUUAUUUCUUUAUGUAUAUCUGUACAGUAAUUAUGAUAGUUUUUGGGCCUAUUAUAUAUAGUCUUACAUAUUCAUAUCACAUGAAAAAUUAAUUAAACUUUUGCUAGUUUAACAUGUGUUGGACUAUUUUUAAUGGUCGGUUAAUUUAUUUUAUGGACACCAACUUCACUUAUAUUCAUUAUUAGUGAAUGUUGUUAUCAUUAUUUGUAAUUUUUAAUUGUUUUUCCUUCUCAUCUCAUAGACUUAAAAAUUUAUCUUUUCUUUUUUUUUUUUUCUGAACUUAUCCACUUCAACCUUUUUACCUUUUAAUUAGGAAAAACAGGCUUUAUUUUUAUAAUUUUCUGGAUGGAUUUAUGUAAUUGGAUAUUAGACUCUAUUAACAUUUAAAAAAAUAAAAAUGUCAUAAAUUAAUAGUUUUUACUAGAAAUAAUUUGUCAUGAUAUGGAUAUGUAACCCUGGUUGGGUCCGAGGUUGAUAUUGUAUAUAUAAAAUGUUAAUAUUGCCAUUCUUUGAUGACAAUAGAUAAAAAGAUUUUGUCCCUAAAAACUGUAUUUAAAAACUCCUUCAACUUUGUUGUAUAGUUUUGAAUGGUGAUGCUAUUGCACCAUUAAAAAUCAAGAGCUUCCGGGUUAAUGAGUGCACUUCUCCCACACAGCUUACCCAUCUAUUCCCCUGCUUUUGUACAGUGGUAACUUUAUGCCUGGAAUGAUAAAUAGAAAUGUUUAUCUUUUUGCAUGAUUAAGUUAAUUUUUACGUCAUUAUUUUUUUCUUGCCAAUAUAUCCAUUUAUAUUUGGCAGAUGAAAAAGAGCUUUUAGUUAUAAGUAUAUUUUAUUUUGUAUAUAGAUUAUAGAUUUUUAAUUUUAUCCUUUUUGACUAAUGCUAAUUUUCUCCUGAAUAAAUAUCAUCUCUUGUGUAAUCCCACGGCUUGAGGCUUUCUAAUAGUAUAAUACUAAUUAAGCUGUUGUAGAGAAUUAACAGAAAUCUUUAGACGCGCCUUUAUAAUGGCAUAACUUUGAUUUUACUGAUCUAUCACGGAAUAUAAUACUUUCAUUAUUGACCACUUCUUCAAAAUAAUAAUCAUAACAUAUCACUUGCUUUGAUAGGUUUACCUAUUUCUUGGUAAUCGUUAUACUUUUACCAUUUUAUAAUCACACCUUUCAUAUUUUUAUAUAAUCCUUUACAUUUCUUUUAAUUAAUAAUUUAUUAAAAGAUAAUGUAUUAUCCUUAACUUAAUAGUUACUUAUCCAUUGUUAACAUAUAUUGCAUUUCAUAAUUCUAGGAUAAUUAUAGUUAAACUAAGAGGUAUCUUUAUUUACACAAUAUAUACAAUUUAGUAAAAGAAUAUGGCCUUGGUGUAUUGUGGGCAACUUCUUAAAUAUUUACAAAAUAAUUGUUUAUUUACCUACUAUUUCUUAUUUAUCAUUAAACCUUAUAAAGAAUAUAAUAAAUUACAAAUGUGGAAAUGUUUGUACAAAAAAAUUAAAUGAAAUAAUUUUUAAAAAAUGCUUUACUAAAAUAAAAUUAUGCUAUUAAUGCACAAAAUGUUUUUAUCUUAUGUUUUAUAUUGAUUCACUCUAAAAUUUGAAUUAUACAAAAAGAAUAAGGGGGAAAUACAUGUUAAAACAGUUUAUUUAAAUUGUUUGCUUUAAUCAAUUAGAAUUUUUUUAAUGAUCUUUUUUGAUUGUGAGACUGAAAUGUGAUAUUUUAUUCAAAUAUGUCUCUAUGUCGUCCAGAGAAUAAUUAUUAAAUCUUUUGUUUAUUGUUGUAUGGUCCCUUGUUAUUUCAUGUAAAAUAAUCAAGUAUAUUUUCAAACAGAAAGUUAUUGAAAAAGGAUUGCCAUACAAUAUUUCCAUUGCUAGUUAGGAUUAUUUUUGCUAUAAUUAUUUUUAUUGUUAUGAUCGGUAUUCACAUAGUUCCUCUUAAUGUACACUGAUUAUCAAAACUAUAAUCUGCAUAGUUAUAGCCUAUUAUUAAUACAUUUUCUAUGAUAACCCAAAACUAUAUAAUCUGGUGGAUAUGAAACCUAAGCUUGUUUAAAUAUUGUCAUAAUGGUCAAAGCUCUUUUAAUAAUAUAUUAAAAAAUUACUGUUACUAAAAUUUUAAUGAUUUAAAAAAAAAGUUUAUAAAGCAAAUAUAUUAUGUAAAUCUAAGAGAAGAAUGAGUCUUAUUAUGAAUGAUAUGUUUUCCCAUUUGUUUGAUAUCUAAAUUUAUAAUUUGAAUUUCAUUCAUAAAAACUAAGUAUCUUAUAAAUUCUAUUCAUUGACAAUGACUAAACUGUCUACAAUUACUGUCCUAACUUCCAGAAAGUGUUUUAGAUGUUAGCAGUUUCUGGUCUUUUUUACUUCGCUGCCGCAAAUCACUUUUCAAUAAAAAUAUAUGUUUCUUUGUCACUGUUUAUAUACUUGUUUAUAACUAUUGUUAGAUAGUUAUAACAUCAAUUUCAAAUAAACAAAUAAGUAGGUACAUCUUUUUUCAUCCAUUACAAAUAAAACUGAUAACAUUGAACGUAUUUAUUUGAAGUUAAUAUAAACAAUAAAAGGUGCACAACAAAAAACAGUUUAUUUUACUCAUAAAGGAGGCCUGUAGUCUCUUAUGUUUUUCAUUAUAACUCCUAUAAUGUUAUAAUAUUUAAACACCCCAAAACAUACACAAUAAAUAACCCAAUCGGUAACAGUUAAAAACAAUUUAAACCAAAAUCAGAUGUUUUCAUUUGAAAUGUGAUUUCCGGUAGAGAAGUAAAAAAAUCUCGCAGUUUCAUACUGUUCCUUCAGUUAAUAAAGUUAAAGUACUGUAUAUCAAUUCCUAUUAGUAACUAAAUGUUUUCCUUAAAAAAUGUAUGUUUCAGGAAAUUUUAGGUUUACAGAAAAAUUAUACAUAUUUUGUUUAAUCCAAAAAAGUAUAUAUUUAUCAACUUUGAAGAAAAUGUAUUUGUUAUUCAGGAAAAAAUGUGUUUUAAAAAGAUCUUGAAUAUUUUGUUUAUAUGUGGUCUGUUAAUUGUUACUGUGUGUUAAAAAGUGUGUCAAUAUUUUUAAACCUUAUAUGUAAAGAUGAUUUAAAUUAUAUUUAUUGUUAAAAUAUGAGCUACUUUACAUGUAACAGUUCUUAGUAAUUAAAUGAAAACUCUUACUUAGA
Nezara viridula (southern green stink bug) is the source of this 6614-nucleotide messenger RNA. Lineage: Eukaryota; Metazoa; Arthropoda; Insecta; Hemiptera; Pentatomidae. The record is from the annotation of a GenBank genome assembly.